AUGGGUGCACUCUGCCCGCCCGAAUCCAAGAUGGCGGCUCUGGGGACUAGAAACGGGACCUCGGGAGGGAGGAGGUGAAACGGUCUCGGCCGGAGGAUUCGGGCCCCACCGCUCCGGUUCGUCCCCUCUCCCUACCGGAGACAGGAGGGGUCUCGGCCUCUGUCCGAGGUAUGGCUGCGGAAAGCAACAAGCAGUUCUGGAAGCGGAGCGCGAAGCUACCGGGCAGUAUUCAACCUGUUUAUGGAGCUCAGCAUCCUCCACUGGACCCACGGCUCACUAAAAAACUGGAAAACUUUUAUGGACUUUUUGCUGAAGGAAGAAACAAAUGAAAGGAUGAUUUAUGGAUUUGAGGACUGAAAAAGAUGUGGUUAAAAUAAAGGAUUGAAGGGAUUUUUGUACCAUCCAAGAGGGAGGAGGGAUAAUAAGUUUGUAAAUAUCUGUUGAAAAGAAGCUUCAUCAAGGAACGCUCCAAGAUCAAUGCACUAUCUAUGAAAAAUAAGAAGGCCAGCAGUUUUCAUGAGUUUGCUCGUGACACCAGUGAUGCUUGGGAUAUUGGGGAUGAUGAAGAUGAAGAUUUCUCAUCUUUCCAAACAUUGAACUCUAAAGUGGCCAAGGCCACAGCAGCACAAGUCCUGGAGAAUCACAGCAGGCUGCGUAUGAAACCCGAGUGGCCCCAGGCAGCUCUCAGUGAAGCACCAAUCAAUUGUAAAGUCAUCAAGUCCAGUAGUGAGGCUCAGCUAUCCAGAGGACCUGAGGAUGCCUGUAUGCGCAACCCCCUCCACAAACAGCAAUCCCUCCCACUCCGACCCAUCAUUCCACUUGUCGCUCGCAUCUCUGACCAAAAUGCUUCUGGGGCUCCUCCCAUGACGGUGCGUGAGAAAACUCGCUUGGAAAAAUUCCGACAGCUUCUGUCCAGCCAAAACACAGACCUAGAUGAAUUGAGGAAAUGCAGCUGGCCUGGUGUCCCCAGAGAGGUCCGUCCUGUGACUUGGCGACUUUUAUCAGGUUAUCUCCCUGCCAACAUGGAACGAAGGAAGCUGACUUUACAACGAAAGCGAGAAGAAUAUUUUGGCUUCAUUGAACAGUAUUAUGACUCCAGAAAUGAGGAGCACCAUCAAGAUACAUAUCGGCAGAUCCAUAUAGACAUUCCACGGACAAAUCCCCUCAUCCCUCUGUUCCAGCAACCAUUAGUUCAAGAGAUCUUUGAACGAAUCCUGUUUAUCUGGGCCAUCCGACACCCAGCCAGCGGCUACGUGCAAGGGAUUAAUGACCUGGUCACUCCAUUCUUUGUUGUGUUCCUCUCUGAAUAUGUUGAAGAGGAUGUGGAGAACUUUGAUGUAACAAACCUAUCUCAAGAUGUGCUACAAAGCAUUGAAGCUGACAGCUUUUGGUGUAUGAGCAAACUGCUGGAUGGGAUCCAGGACAAUUACACGUUUGCACAACCAGGGAUCCAAAAAAAAGUCCAAGCACUGGAGGAACUUGUCAGUCGUAUUGAUGAGCAGGUACAUAGUCACUUUAGGAAGUAUGAAGUGGAGUACUUGCAAUUUGCCUUUCGAUGGAUGAACAAUCUUCUGAUGAGGGAGCUUCCUCUUCGCUGCACCAUUCGCCUUUGGGAUACUUAUCAGUCUGAGCCUGAGGGAUUCUCUCAUUUCCAUUUAUAUGUCUGUGCUGCAUUCUUGAUUAAGUGGCGGAAAGAGAUCUUGGAUGAAGAGGACUUCCAGGGCCUUCUAAUGUUGCUACAGAAUCUGCCCACCAUACACUGGGGUAAUGAAGAGAUUGGACUCCUCCUCGCUGAAGCCUACAGACUAAAGUACAUGUUUGCAGAUGCUCCCAAUCACUACCGCCGAUAGGUACUAGGGUUCUGCAUUUGCUUCUCGUUGUGCUGGCACAGUUUCAAUCACCGUGGCAUUUGAUCACCUAAGCCCUCGGACACACUGACCAGGAGCCACUCUUUGCUGUAAAAAGCUCCCAUCAGACUUCUGUCUUCACUUUUGUGUGUGCCUGCCUGCCACUCCGUGUGUGGACGUGCCACUCCAAAAACCAUUAGUGUCCCAUGCUGUGAUGGUGGCCUGAGCUUGGAUGGAAGUGAAAUGAAUAAACAGAACUUCUGAAUGCCCUCCAAGUUUCAGCCUAGAUAGUCUAGUCCUGCAGCCUCUUGUUAACCUGCUAAGCACAGACAAGCUCAUACACUUCCAGCUCAGCCUGUUACUUUUUUUCUUUCCCCCCUUUUCUUCUUCAGCUGUUGUUCAAACCCCCCAAUGAAGAUGCCUUACAAAGAGUCCUGCCCAAGAGAAGGCAGUGCUGUUGGACACAAGAAGCUCUCAGGCCUUAGCUUCACUCUGCAUGUCUGAAGAAGUGCGGCAUUUCAGGCAUUAACAAAAGACAUAUAUACUCCAUGUGCACUCUGUCACACUCCUCUAGUGCAGCAUCUCUGUGUAGGAUGGUGCACAUACGUUGAAAAGGCUGCCUUGUCCAUGCACAGUUCAGAAUAAUACAGGUGAACACAACAGAACUCCACCUGUGAUUGAUGGACUGCCUAACCUGGUGUGUGCAUUGAACGGGGGUGGGGGGGAGCUGUGCUUUUUUUCCCCUUCUUUUUUAGAAAAACUCCUUUCUGUGACAAUGACACUCCUCUAAGGCAUUAUAUGUAUAUUGUGUUCUUGUGUAUAUGGGUAAAAGUUGUACAAUAUAAGUCUUCUGUUUGUAGCA
Molecule: messenger RNA, 2709 nt
Organism: Candoia aspera
Lineage: Eukaryota; Metazoa; Chordata; Lepidosauria; Squamata; Candoiidae
Gene: TBC1D22B
Product: TBC1 domain family member 22B
Exons: 14
Coding region: 489-1850 (453 amino acids)
Biological process (GO): activation of GTPase activity
Molecular function (GO): GTPase activator activity
Source: RefSeq, a predicted model, not a curated record